UGACAGCCCUCCCGCUCAGGGCUCAGCCGCUCAGGCCCUCAGGUUCAUCUCCUCCCUCUGUUUGUUAAACCUUUCCCUUCUCUCGGACCCUCCUCCCUUGCUCUUCCUUCCCUGGCGGCGACGACUGGGCGCCCAGCCCUUGACGAGCGCAUCUUCCAGAGGGAGAUCGAUGGCCGCCUCGUCGGCGUCGUCGGUGCCGCCGGCCUCCGCGGGCUCCGUGAUCACCGUGGCCUCGCCGUCCACGGGCGGCUCGAUCUCCGGCGGCGCGGGCGCCGGCACGGGCUCGCCGUGCGCCGCCUGCAAGUUCCUCCGGCGCAAGUGCCAGCCGGACUGCGUGUUCGCGCCCUAUUUCCCGCCGGACAAUCCGCAGAAGUUUGUGCACGUGCACCGCGUCUUCGGCGCCAGCAACGUCACCAAGAUCCUCAACGAGCUCCACCCCUACCAGCGCGAGGACGCCGUCAACUCGCUCGCCUACGAGGCCGACAUGCGCCUCCGCGAUCCCGUCUACGGCUGCGUCGGCGUCAUCUCCAUCCUCCAGCACCGCCUCCGCCAGGUCCAGCAGGAGCUCGCCCGCGCCAGCUACGAGCUGUCCAAGUACCAGGCGGCGGCUGAAGCGGCGGCGGCCUCCGUGGCCGUGGGAUCCAAUGGCGCGACGGCGGCGGGGAUGCCGGAUUUCGUCGGGAACCCAGUGCCCAACUGCACGCAGAACUUCAUCAACGGCAACUCAACGGCGCCGGCGAUUGGCGGGACCGGCUUCGCGCACCCGGACCACUUUGCCUCCGUGCAGAUGCUGGCAAGGAGCUACGAUGGAGAAGCUGCAGCCGCGAGGCUGGGCAUGAACGGAGCAGGAGGAGUCUACGGCUUCGGGUACUCAUCGGCCAUGGGCGCCGGGCACGGUGUGGUGUCUGGCCUCGGGCAGAUCGGCAGCGGGCAGUUCUUGAAGCCCGGCACGGCCGGAGGGGACGAGCAGCCCACCGCCGCGCAGUAGUGGAGCAUCCAGUCUUUCUUUGUCAGCAAGAUCCAGAUGCUAAGUUAACUACUUGAGGACGUGGAGACUAAAUUAAGUGCGAGAUAAAAAAAAGUUCUACCAUCCUUUACAAUAGAGAUGAUAAAAGAAAAGGGUCCUUUAUUUCGUAUUGUUUGUUGGAUUUGUUGAUGUCAUUCGCAUAGUCGACUACUUAAACAGUGCUCCAUGUUGGUAUCUGUAUUAUGUUGUUACUUUAUUGUCUCUGGAUGUACUUGUACAUGGAGCUUUGACAUUAAUCUAGCUAGCGAGAAUAAUAUAAAGUUAAGUUAUUUUA
Molecule: messenger RNA, 1301 nt
Organism: Panicum hallii
Lineage: Eukaryota; Viridiplantae; Streptophyta; Magnoliopsida; Poales; Poaceae
Product: LOB domain-containing protein 6-like
Exons: 4
Coding region: 170-988 (272 amino acids)
Source: RefSeq, a predicted model, not a curated record